Nannospalax galili (Upper Galilee mountains blind mole rat) is the source of this 591-nucleotide messenger RNA. RefSeq names its product T-cell ecto-ADP-ribosyltransferase 1-like. NCBI's taxonomy places the organism in Eukaryota, Metazoa, Chordata, Mammalia, Rodentia, Spalacidae. The annotation marks the transcript as partial. The transcript has a single exon. Gene Ontology annotation, molecular function: NAD+ poly-ADP-ribosyltransferase activity; NAD+-protein-arginine ADP-ribosyltransferase activity. The record is from RefSeq and is a predicted model, not a curated record.
GUGACCACAGAGCCCAUCAUACUAGACAUGGCUUCCACUGUAUUUGAUGAUCAGUAUGAGGGCUGUGUCAAAGAAAUGGAGCAAAAGGCACUCCAGAUGUUAAAAGAAGACUUCAACAUGAGUGAAACAUUCAAAGCUGCUUGGGAAGAGGCAGAGAAACACUGGAAGAUGAAAGCAGGGAGCUAUCCUGGUUUCAAUGAUUUCCAUGGGACAGCUCUAGUGACCUACACUAUGAAAACCAUUGCCACAGAUUUUAACAAUGCAACAAGAAAAUUCACAACUAAUUCCAGCUACCGUUAUUAUUACAGGGCCUUCCAUUAUUACUUAACAAGAGCUCUUCAGCUUCUAAGUAAUCCAAAUUGCUACACAGUUUUUAGAGGCACUCAAAUAAAAUUUGGUUACAGUGGGAAGGGUAGUGUACGAUUUGGGCAGUUUACUUCAACAUCUUUGAGUAAAAGCGAAGCUGAACGUUUUCUAAAACGUGGUGGAACGUUGUUUGUUAUCGACACCUGUUUGGGUGUUGAAAUCAAAAAUUUCUCAAAGGUCCCUGAUGAAGAAGAAGUGUUAAUUCCGGGAUAUGAGGUGUAUCAC